AUGAGAGGUUGGAUCUCCAACUCUCCAGCAGUCAUGCAGGCACUGAACGGUAGUGACACCCCCGAAAGAAGUUUGGACUUCAACAAAGCAACCGCCAUAGAGAAAGUAUUGGGAAUGUGGUGGAACAUUGAAGCAGAUCAGUUUCAGUUCAAACUUCGCACAGAACGCCAUGUGGACCUGUUAUCUGGCACAAAACACCCCACUAAGCGAGAAAUACUCAGCAUGCUCAUGUCUAUCUACGACCCUCUCGAACUUCUGAAAGCGGAGCUGUUCCACUAUAAGCGCGCACAAGAGGACGUGUAUGCUGAUGAAAUGGCCCUUUUGAGAGCUCCUAGGACAGGUGACCAAACACUCCCGAAAAGUAAUCGGCUAUUCAAACUUAGCCCUACUAUUGAUGACGAUGAAAUAUUACGUAUUCAUGGUCGCAUCGAUGCGUGUGAGUAUGUCGGAACCAAUACUAAAUAUCCAAUUAUAUUACCACGAGGGCAUCCACUCACAAAGUUGGUGCUCCAAAGUAUACAUGAAAUGUACCAUCACCAAUGUCACGAAACUUUUGUCAACGAGGCACGCAAGAAAUUCUACAUCCCCAAACUUCGUAUGGAAUGCAAAAAGGUCCGUUCUGAGUGUCAGCGUUGUAAAGUACGCCGCGCGCAACCAACACCACCAGCGAUGGGGAACCUUCCCAAAGCACGCUUAGCAGCUUUCAUCCGGCCCUUCUCAUACGUCGGAAUUGACUAUUUCGGGCCCUUUCAAGUGGUAGUCGGACGUCGUAUCGAAAAGCGUUGGGGAGUUCUAGUGACAUGCCUUACAGUGCGUGCCAUACACAUCGAGUUAGUUCACAGUCUUGACACAAACUCGUGCAUUAUGGCUAUGCGUAAUUGCUUUGCGCGUCGCGGUGUCCCUGUGCAAAUAAUCAGUGAUAGAGGCACUAACUUCAUCGGUGCCGAAAAGGAGUUAAAGAAAUCUUUAGCGGCGAUUAACCAAGAGUCUAUUAUGAGAGAGUUCACAACACCGUCAACGUCGUGGGUGUUCAAUCCUCCAGCUACACCACAUAUGGGUGGCUCGUGGGAAAGGCUGAUACAAUCAGUGAAAAAGGUCCUAUACGAGAUUCAGCCAACUCGCUUACCCAGAGACGAAGUUCUUAGGAACAGCUUGAUAGAAAUUGAAAACAUAGUGAACAGCAGACCACUCACACAUGUGCCAAUAGAGGAUGAAUCAUCGCCAGCGUUAACUCCCAAUCAUUUUUUGGUAGGAUCCUCCAACGGACUCAAGCCUCUAGUGCCAUUCGAUGCCAGUGAAGCUGCUUUGAGGCAAUCGUUCAAGACAUCGCAAGUUCUCGCCAACUAUUUCUGGAAGCGCUGGAUUAGUGAGAAUCUCCCGAUUAUCACUCGGAGGACCAAAUGGUUUGCACCAGUGAAACCUAUCUCGGUUGGUGAUAUAGUCAUCGUCGUCGAUCCCAAGCAACCGAGGAAUUGUUGGCCAAAGGGAGAGUGUUAG
Messenger RNA from Armigeres subalbatus, 1497 nucleotides. RefSeq lists its product as uncharacterized. Gene Ontology annotation, biological process: DNA integration. The coding region runs from base 1 to 1497 and encodes 498 amino acids. The record is from RefSeq and is a predicted model, not a curated record. Gene Ontology annotation, molecular function: nucleic acid binding. Lineage: Eukaryota; Metazoa; Arthropoda; Insecta; Diptera; Culicidae. The transcript is spliced from 2 exons.